Molecule: messenger RNA, 1776 nt
Organism: Lobosporangium transversale
Lineage: Eukaryota; Fungi; Mortierellomycota; Mortierellomycetes; Mortierellales; Mortierellaceae
Product: CRAL-TRIO domain-containing protein
Exons: 7
Coding region: 145-1602 (485 amino acids)
Source: RefSeq, a predicted model, not a curated record
CCCUCUCUCUCUUUAAAUCACUUUCUUCUCUCUAUCUCUUUCUCUCUUCCUCUCUUCCCUUCUUCUCUUCCUCACCUUCUUUAUCUUCUUUCAACUCUUUUAUCACCAUCUCUCAUUUACAAAAUCAAAGAACAAAAAAACAACAUGCAGACCGCCGACUCGUCUACAAUUGCCUCUUCAGCAUCUGUACACUCAAAACAUCCCUUCAAGGAACCCAAGCAGAUCGAGGCCCUCAAAAACUUCCGAGCUUUGCUCGGCCCUGACAAUGUCAACUUUGAUGACGCUGAAUUGAUGCGAUUCCUUGUGGCAAGGGGUUUUGAUAUUAACGGUGCAAAAGCUCAGUUGUUUGCUUCCUUGGAAUGGCGAAAGACAAAUAAGGUGGAUGAGCUCCCCAUCCCAGGACCUAACAAUCAUAACGGAGUCAUGUACGCUGUUCGUGGUUGGCAUUCAGUUCCCGAUGCCAACGUUGAAGCUGGUCAACCUAAUGUUCCAGAGCACGCUGUCCGUCUUCAAAGAUAUAUGGGAGGCAGUUGUCUUCAUAAAUGGGACAAGACUGGACGACCCAUCUAUAUUGAGCGCAUGGGUCAACACAAUGUCAAAGGUUUGGCCAAGAAUGUUACAACUGCCGAAUUAACAGACUAUCACAUUCGUUGCUGUGAAUUCGUCCACAAUACUAUUAUGCCAGAGUGUGAAGAGCGCUUUGGGACAGAUGACAAAGCCAUUGACAAGGAAACCGUUAUUUUCGACUGUACUGGCAUGGGAUUCCACCAAUUGCAUAUGGAGGGCUUAAACAUGCUGAGAUCAUUGACCGACAUGGAUCAGAAAGCAUACCCCGAACGUCUUGGGAAGCUUUUCAUUGUUAACAGUCCCAUGGUCUUUGUCAAAGUAUACUCUAUGAUCAAGAAGUGGCUUGAUCCUGGUGUCAUCCAAAAGAUUCAUAUUCUGGGCAAGGACUACAAAAAAGUAUUGUUGGAACAUAUUGAUGAAGAAAAUUUGCCUGAUUUCCUUGGUGGAACUUGCACCUGCAGCCAUAUGCCUGGCGGAUGUGUACCCUCCGAGAUCUUGAAAAACAUCAAGCCUGUUGAAAAGUCAUCCCCUACAAAUAACAAUGACCUCCUUGCCGUACCUUCCUAUGUACGCCCUCGAUCCUCGUCCAUAUCAUCUGCAAAUUCAAUCAUGGACAUUGUGAUGCCUGGUAAACCCAAGGAUGGCUUUUAUCAGAUGGUGUCGACUAUUCCUUCUGGAAAUACAUGUGAAUAUGAGAUCGUAGUUGCUGAUGAGGAAGUAGAACAGCAACCAGAGGUGAUUAUCAAAUUCCGUAGUAAAGGAGUACGUGCUGCCUGCGAUGGAUUUCACUUCACAGUAGUGCGGUUCAUGUUUGGUGAACAGGCAGAUAGUGGUACUAUUGUUGUCCCUACAAAGUUCUACCCGCUUACAGAGUGCCCUGAUAGUGGAGAGGGGAUCGAAGUCAAGUUCAGAGCAAAGGAUGCAGGAUUGUAUGUCAUGUCAUGGAAGCCUGAGAGUUCUCGAGGUCUAGUUCAAAUGGAGUAUGGCGUCACAAUCGAUGGUAUCCUUGGAGAGCAAGGAUCUGAUUCGCCUUGAACAAAGCGAAUGGAAUUCCUCCAGGGUGGCUGCCUUUGAAGAAACAGCUUAAUGUAAUAUUUUUCCCUUCACUAAAGCUAAGAUUAGUAGGUAGAAUGCAUCAAUGUAAAUCACAAAAAAGAUGUAAAAAAAAUUAAGAGCAUAACAGAAAUAACCAGCUUAUUAAGAAUGGAG